Parasteatoda tepidariorum (common house spider) is the source of this 2643-nucleotide messenger RNA. Lineage: Eukaryota; Metazoa; Arthropoda; Arachnida; Araneae; Theridiidae. The record is from RefSeq and is a predicted model, not a curated record.
UCUUGUAUUUCAUUUUUUUAAAUGUAAAUUGUACAAAGCAUUGUUAAGAUAAGAAAUUGUUUCAAUAAACUAGGAAAUGAUCAGAACUUUUCCUUUUAUGAUAAAGGGACCAUAUUUUCCAAAUUGCGACUACCACAGAGAGGUAGUGAAAGGGGAGAUUCAGAAAGUUAAAACACUUGGGUUUAGAAUUUGAGGGGAAAAAAUGGAAUCUGAAACAAAAGCUGGUACUGGAAAUGAUUCCAAUGUAUCUUGUUUUGCAGUUGAUGGUGUUGUUGCUGAAAUGGUGAUUGAUAUUGAUGUUGAUGAUUCCCCUCAAAAAUUAAAAGACAUAACGUCACAAAAAUCUAAACCUAAUUCUGAAGUUUUGUGUGAUGAUUUAUGUAGUGAGUCAGUGACUACUUUAGAUGAAGAAAUUGAAGAGGUGCCGAAAGAAAAUGAAAAUUCAACUACUUUGAAAUCGAAUAAAUUAACAGGUGAUGAAUCACUAAAUGAGGAUGUCAUGGAGAUCAAUGAAAGUGAACAUUUUGAUGCAUCAGCAAAACUGGGGAGCUCCUCAAAAGAAGACGAUUUAAGGAAAGGCUUAAUUUCUGACUUGAAUCAGAUUAGAGAAGCUGCUAGGCUAAUUGAUGAGAACAAAGAUGAAAUACUAAAAGUUACACAUUUGAGGAAAAAGAGUAAAAAAGGCUCAGAUUUGACUGACUCCAAGAAACUGGAUCUCACUUUAAAAUCAGCUGACGGAGAAAAAGAAUGUGAAUUAAAAAAGAUAUCAAAAUCAGAGAUGUUUAUAGAAAAAGGAAGUUCAGAAAAUAUUUUGCCCACAGCUAUCUCAACUAGAGGAAAUAAAAGGAAACUUACUGAAAUAGAGAAUGAUACUGUAAAAAGUAAAAGAAGGAAAAAUACUGUUGUAAAAGAGGAGUCUGAAUCAAAGGAAAGGCAGGAAAUACAAAGUCAGUCCAAUUCUGAAAGAAUAAAUUUGGUGCCAUUAUCUAAUUCAACAUUCAAGAAGUAUGAUAUGUUUGAGAAAGAUUCAAGGCUUAUGAACUUCUUACACUUUAAAAAAUCCUUAAAUGAAGUUGAUUUAAAGUUUUCAAGGCAGUUCUACAGAGUACUAUUUGAUAAAUGGGCUCCUAUUGAUGUUGCUCAAUUGAAAAUAGAAAUUCUGGAAUUUGGUGGUUUUCCAUUUGAUAGAUUCUCUGAAGAAGUAUUGAAGAGGAAACAUAUAUUAAAGAAACUUCCAGCUUUAUCUUUAAAGAAAAUUUGUUACAUGUUGGAUUUGCCCAAAGGAAAGACAGAUGAUAUGAUUGAUUCUAUUUUAAAAUUCCUUCAUAAGCCAACAAACACUGUGCAUUGCACUGUUGAUCCGUUUCAGAGCUGUAUGCAACCAUUUGUAAAAUUAGAAAAAUUGCCAAUCGAGUAUAAUUCAUUAUUAGAAAAAGAAAAGAAACGUGAUAGCUCGAAUCAGCAAAGUAGAAAGGCUGGUCUACCUCCUAAGAAACUUUUGGAAUACAAGCAUUUAUUGGAAAUGGCAAAGAAAAAUUCUUAUAAUAUAAGUCAGCAGUUCAGAAAGCCUGGACAGAAAAAGAUUGAGAAUAAAUCUUUAACAACAAAGAAGCAUUCUAAUAACAUGAGCCAGCAAAAAAGAAAAGCUGAUCAACUACAGAAGAAAAAAACAAAUUCUCCACAAAAAACUGCUCGCCAAACAGGCACUAAUUUGCAGAAAAAAUCACUUAGCCCUGUUGUAGUUAUGAAAGAUGUGCAAAAAAGUUCACCUGAAGCUAAAUCUCUUUCAAAAAUUCUUCCUACAACUUCAGUUGCACCUAAAAAAGUAAAAGUUGCAGUUAAAAGUGACAAAAAAAUGUCUUCACCUAUAGAAGAGAAGAAAAGUUCAUUUAAUGUUUCUGCUGCAUCUACUUCAAGCACAAAAAAGGAAACAAUUACUAAAAAGGUUUCACGAUUAAAGAACCAAAAACUUGCUGCUGCAGGUGGGAAAAAGUCAGGAGAUGGAAAAAAACCUUUUAAAACUUUAAAGGCUCCUGUUCAAAAGAAGGCUUCACUUUUGAAAUCAGUCCAGAAGAAAAAAAUGAAGAAUAGAAUUAAGAAACUGAAAAAAGAAAUAUCAGAGUUGAAAGUAAAAGUAGACGAAAGUCAGAGCUUCAUAAAAGCCCAAGGCAAUGCUGAAAAUGGAGCUCUACUUCCUUCUUUUGGGAAAGGAAAGGAAAAUGAGGAUGAUCAAUCAAAUACAUCCUUUUUCGCUCAUCAGGAUUUACAUCAGGGAAAGUAUUCAAAAUGGAAAUUUCAGCGCUCUGCAACGUCUUCACAUUUUACUUUUUGGAGCAUCUGAUAAACCAGAAAAUUUGAAAGCAAAUAUUUUAGCCUUUGGAGGUUUUCCUUUUCUUGAAGGUUCUGAUGAUUGGAAACAGAAGGAAUUUUUAUUAUCAUUGCUCUCACUAAGCACUCUAAAAGAGUAUUCAACUUUACUUUGUAUCGAUCAUGCUGGUGACGAUCAACAAACUGUCAUAAAUAAAUUAAUGAAAUUCUUAGCAGCACCGGGUGGCUCUUCUGAAAUUGAAGUUGAAUUAAUGGAAGGUUUGCCAAUUUUUUUCCAUCCAAUUGUUUAUAUAUGUUUUUUAUUGUAGUAAUUGA